UGGGAGCGUGAUUAUUAUUGUCCUUUGCCGUAGUGGCCGGACGUUGCGUGUAAUAUGAGAGCGGCCGUGAGUCUGGGAAUUUGGAAUAAUGUGUAUCAUCAUCAUCAGCAUCAGCAUCAUCAGCAUCAUAGACAUCUUCACUCAUCAAUCAUAAAACAUUUCAAAAAAGACAUCUCCUCUCCAAAGUCUCAAUAAAUAGAGCAAUAUAGACAUCGCACCUCUCCAGAAGUUCAUCUCAACUCAGAAAAAAGUCUAUUUCGAAACCUUGUCUUAUUAGACACCUUGAACUAUAACGACAAACCAUCCACACUUGUUAAACUAUCUAAGUUUCAACCCCCUAAAAUCAAUAUGUCAGCUAUCGCCAUUAACGCCGCCCGAUCCCCCCUUUCCGCUCUUGCCCGACAAGCUUUCAAGAGCUUCCGGCAAUCAGCCAGGAUCGUUGAGGGCCCUACCGAAGCACUCCCCUCAGCCGGCCCGUCUCAACGCGGUGACUGGGGCCGCAUCGCACGAUCUCGUCUUGGUGUUGCUGCAGUAUACUUCCCUGCUUUAGGCGGCUUCCUCUCAUGGCCUUUCAUCAGCAAGGCCAUCCUCGACGGCCACAUGUGAUAGUUCUAAUUCGCUUCGAACAUGUAUUACCUUUACAUAUAUACCGGGUUAUAUAAUACCUACCAUUCACUACAUCGACGACUACACACCUGUACAUAGAGUCUUCCGCAUUUACGGCAUCCGGAAGGCGUUUUUGGUUUGCCAGAGAGAAACAGAAUAACUGGCUGUUUUCUACAUCAUGAUAUCAGAGGCGUUCCGGCUCACUACCUAAUCAGUUUGAAGAAGGCAAAUAGGGGGGGGAAUUGAGAAGGAGAAGCGGAAAAAUCGUCUAGAGUCGUACUGCAUUCUUGGAAGUCGUACAACGUUGUCGACCAUCUUCAACCUCUUCUAUACGUCUAUAUAUACCUAUUUAAGAUAUAACAGUGCCGUUGACCGCAUGAGCGGCAGCAGAAAUAUCAGUUCCUUUAUCAGUUCCA
Molecule: messenger RNA, 1022 nt
Organism: Daldinia vernicosa
Lineage: Eukaryota; Fungi; Ascomycota; Sordariomycetes; Xylariales; Hypoxylaceae
Exons: 2
Coding region: 349-606 (85 amino acids)
Source: RefSeq, a predicted model, not a curated record